AAAUAAAAAUAAAACCCACAUUUGAUUUUUACAUUCUUCUCGAAUCAAUCAUAUUAUUUCUCAUUUUCAAUUUGAUUUGUUCUUUACAAUCUAUAUAUUUUGAUGAUUUGAUUCCCAUUCUAAAUGGCAUUUCUUCAGUGGAGGCGUUUUAAUUUUUUUGAAAAAGAAAUUUUCAGCGAAUCUAGUGAUCAAUUGGUUGAAUUGGCUAAAUCAUGUCAGAUUACUUGUUCAUCAUCUGGUCAAGGUUACCUAGUUCUUGGUGACAAUCUUGGUCUUGUCAGUUUUGUUACACGACAGCAUUCAAUUUCAUCAUUCACUGCCUAUAAAAUUGCUGUCACACAUUGUGCUAGCAUUAAAACAACCACAACAACCGGAUCAUCAAAAGUUUCACUAAAAUCAAAUUUUUAUCUGAUUACGAUUGGGACCGAUAAUGAAGACUUAAUUCCGAUCCUAAAAAUAUGGGCAAUCAAUGAAAGCUUAAUAUUAGCAGCGAAAACACAAUCAUCGAAUGUUGAACAAGCAACCGAAACUGGCAAUAAUUCAGCAAAUCCUUUGGCCCAAUGUAUUCGUACCUUAAAACUUUGUAGUCAUAAUUCUACCAUAUCACAAUUGUCCGCUUUAAGAGUUCAUUCGAUGGUCACGACUUUAGAUGUGCUUGGCGAUUCAAUGUUGGCUAUAGGUUUCAAUGAUGGACAUUGUUUACUCAUAAAAGGUGAACUGAUACGAGAUCGCGAUCGAAAUCUUCGCAUUAAAUUAUUAGAUGUAUCUGAAAAUGAUUCUGUAACUAAUGUCGCUUUCGCUACAAAUUUGCGGAACAAGCCAUUAAAAUCGGUUCGUGGAACUUCUUCAAGCGAAAAUAUUGUACGACAAUUUGUCACAUUAUUCGUAGCAACACGGAAAAAAAUUUAUUCAUACAAUCUCACGACUGCAGGACGUGAUAAGGAUCUUCUCGAAGAAAAACAUCUGCUUGAUGCUUCGCUUGAUGUUUUUGGUUGUGAAUUCGGAGCCAGUUGUUUGAAAUAUGAUCCGAAAAAACUAGAAUCCAUACAGUUUAUUGUCGGCCAAAAAGAUGCCAUCUACUUUUAUAAUACCGAUGAUCGUGGACCAUGUUUGGCACAUGAAGGUCAGAAGCUAUUUCUCACGUGGUUUCGUAAUUAUUUAGUCGUGAUCACAUUGAAUGAUCAUUCGAAUCUUCUGAAAUUACCAAAAAAAAAUCAAAAAAUGAAUGAGCAAGAAUCAAUCUCGGCAAAUAUUGGUACUUCAUCAAUGUUAUCGAAUCCAAAUCCAAAUCUGAUUACUAUCUAUGAAAUUGAGCAAAAAUUCAUUGCCUAUUCAUGUCCGAUUCCGGCUGUAAGUCAAUUAAUUUCUGAAUGGGGUGAAUUGUAUGCAAUUACUACGGAUGGUCGUGUGGUUAUAUUCAAAGAAUGUGAUAUUCAAACUAAAUUAGAAAUUUUAUUCAAAAAGAAUCAAUUUUCAUUAGCUAUCGAUUUAGCUCGUACACAGACCUAUAGUCAAGAUGUAUUGGCUGAUAUGUUUAAACAAUACGGUGAUCAUCUCUAUCAGAAUGGUGAUUUUGAUGGUGCAAUUAAUCAAUAUUGUCAAACGUUAGGGUACCUCGAACCAUCUUAUGUUAUUAGGAAAUUUCUCGAUCUUCAACGUAUUCAUAAUUUAACUGCUUAUCUACAAGAAAUACAUAAACGAGAUUUAGCUACCGAAGAUCAUACAACAUUAUUAAUUAAUUGUUAUGUUAAAUUAAAAGAUGAAUCAAAAUUGAAUGAAUUUCUUCGCUCAUCCGAUUUGGUUUUUGAUGUCGAAAUCGCAAUUCGUGUAUUGCGUCAAGCUGGCUAUUAUGAUAAUGCAAUUAUGUUAGCACGAAAACAUCGGAAAUAUGAUUCAUACUUUUCCAUUCUAUUAGAAGAUAAAGCCGAUUCUCAUACAGUAUUGGAUUCAUUCACUGAUAUGAUUCGUGAAGGAGAAGAUAAUUAUCCCAUUGUGGGUCGAUAUCUACGAAAAUUCGGUCGAAUGUUGAUGGCAGAUGAACCGGAUAAAAGUACUGAACUUUUAAAGCGAUUAUGUUUAUUUUAUUUGAAGCAAUUUUGUUUACAUCAACAGCGAAAAAACUAUAAACAAAAAACUAAUGAUUCUGAUUCCAAAAGUUUAGAUUUGCUAACAAAUUUGAUUGCCGAUAAUGAUGAAAAACAGGUUGAAAUCGAACAAAAUCGACCCGAAAAAUACCUUCAUAUCUUUCUUAAUAAUUAUUCAAAAAUGAUUGAAUUUCUAGAAUAUAUUUUGAAUGAAUGGAAAAAACUUCAGAACCCAGAUUCUUCAACAGAAGUUCCAAUCGAAAUUAGUAAUACAUUGUUGGAAAUGUACAUGCAUUCUUACAAAAAUGAAAUUCAAGAAGAUGGACUUGCUGAAAAUCGCGACAAAAUCAUGUCUUUCUUACAGGACCCUGAUUCUAAUUAUGAUAUAAAAAAGGCGAUGAUUUUAUGCCAGAUGUCUAAUUUUAUACCAGGCGUUUUAUUUUUAUAUGAAAAAUCCAGAAUGUAUAAACAAAUUCUCUCACAUUUCAUUCAACGCAAAGAUAGCCAAAGUGUAAUGCAGACAUGCCAAAAAUAUGCAGACCAAGAAUGUCCGCAACUGUGGGUUGAUUCGUUACAAUAUUUUGCCGAAAUCUUUACUCUCGAACAAAAGGACAAUAUUGAAACAAUCCUUGAAAAAAUCGAAUUACAUCAAUUAUUACCACCGUUGAUGGUGGUCGAAAUUUUAUCAAAACCAGGUAAAGUUACACUAGGAGUUUGUCGCGAAUAUCUUAUGCAAUGGAUCAAAACACAACAAGAACAAAUUGAUGAAAAUGAACGAUUAAUUGUUGAACAUCGUGAAGAAUAUGAACGUACUCGUAAACAUAUUGAUGAUAUUCAAAAUAAACCAAAAGUAUUUCAGGCAACUAAAUGUACGGCUUGUUCACAUUUGUUGGAAUUACCAUCCGUACAUUUUAUGUGCAAUCAUUCAUUUCAUUUAACUUGUUUUGAAAGUUAUAUUACUGAUAAUGACCAAGAAUGCCCCAGUUGUCUACAAGAAAACAGGUAA
Molecule: messenger RNA, 3090 nt
Organism: Dermatophagoides pteronyssinus (European house dust mite)
Lineage: Eukaryota; Metazoa; Arthropoda; Arachnida; Sarcoptiformes; Pyroglyphidae
Gene: Vps11
Product: vacuolar protein sorting 11
Biological process (GO): vacuole organization; vesicle-mediated transport; intracellular protein transport
Cellular component (GO): HOPS complex; endosome
Molecular function (GO): protein-macromolecule adaptor activity; protein binding
Source: RefSeq, a predicted model, not a curated record